GAGGGAGGAAGAGUCCCACCGUGUUUCGGAGGCAGAAGAGUCCAGACCGGCGGCUUCAGAGGAGACACAGACCCACUAUGUCCCGGUUAUGUCCUUACCUGGUUCAGGGUGGAAACACUGAAGAAGAAGCAGAUGAGUUUAAUUUGCUCAUAGAGGAUUGAUGGCCCUGUAUUAUGGCCAAGUGGACAUGAUUCUACAUUCAGCACCUCUGGCACGAUGUCGAAUAUGAUUUACCUGACUGUCGUAAGCAUUUUAUAUUUACCUUUUUUACUGUUCGAGGCAUUCGGUUUGUCCAGAGGAAAGUAUGAGAGGUCGGUGGUGCCAAGUUCUGCCUCUCGCCUGGUGGCGAGGAUGGACGGGGAUAUUAUAAUUGGAGCCCUUUUCUCUGUUCACCACCAACCAUCAGCUGAGAAGGUGGCGGAGAGGAAAUGUGGAGAGGUCCGCGAGCAGUACGGCAUCCAAAGGGUGGAGGCCAUGUUCCACACCUUGGAUCGGAUUAAUUCGGACCCAAAUCUGUUACCCAACAUCACCCUUGGCUGUGAGAUCAGAGACUCCUGCUGGCAUUCCUCGGUGGCUCUGGAGCAGAGCAUCGAAUUCAUACGAGACUCUCUCAUCUCCAUCCGGGAUGAGAGCGACGGCUCCAGGUGGUGCAUUGAAGGGGCGCCUUCCAGUCAGCCACCACCGACCAAGAAGCCCAUCGUUGGAGUCAUUGGGCCGGGCUCCAGUUCUGUUGCCAUUCAGGUGCAAAACCUUCUGCAGCUAUUCAACAUCCCGCAGAUCGCUUAUUCUGCAACUAGUAUUGACCUCAGUGACAAGACACUGUUCAAGUACUUCCUCAGGGUUGUACCCUCAGAUACUCUUCAAGCCAGAGCCCUGGUGGACAUUGUCAAACGAUACAACUGGACCUAUGUGUCAGCUGUUCACACAGAGGGUAACUAUGGGGAGAGUGGGAUGGAGGUAUUCAAAGAGCUUGCCUCGCAGGAAGGCCUUUGCAUCGCCCAUUCUGACAAGAUUUACAGCAAUGCUGGGGAGAAGCACUUCGACAGGCUGCUGAGAAAGCUGCGGGAGCGUCUGCCUAAAGCCAGAGUUGUUGUCUGCUUCUGUGAAGGCAUGACAGUCCGAGGGCUUCUCAUGGCUAUGAGACGGCUCGGAGUAGCCGGAGAGUUCCUCCUAAUUGGCAGUGAUGGAUGGGCAGACCGAGUGGAGGUGGUGGAGGGGUACGAACAGGAGGCUGUGGGAGGCAUCACCGUGAAGCUGCACUCUGAAGAGGUCUCCUCAUUCGACGACUACUUCCUGAGGCUCAAGCUCAGCACCAACACCCGCAACCCAUGGUUUCCAGAGUUCUGGCAGUACCGGUUUCAGUGCCGCCUUCCCGGACACCCGCAAGAGAAUUUGAAUUAUGCACGAAACUGCUCAGGUUAUGAAAGUCUGGAGGACAACUACGUGCAAGACAGCAAGAUGGGCUUCGUCAUCAAUGCCAUCAAUGCGAUGGCCCACGGGCUGCAUGAUAUGCACUCUCACCUUUGUCCCGGCCACGUGGGGCUCUGUGAUGCCAUGAAGCCUGUUGAUGGAAGUCACUUACUGGAAUUCCUUCUGAAGACAUCCUUCACAGGCGUGUCCGGCGAGGACAUAUGGUUCGAUGAGAACGGCGAUUCACCUGGAAGGUAUGAGAUUAUGAACUUUCAGCAUGUGGAGACCAGUGUUUAUGAUUACAUCAACAUCGGCUCCUGGCACGAGGGCAUGCUCAGUAUCGAUGAUGACAUGAUCCAGAUGAACCGCAGUGAGAUGGUCCGCUCUGUCUGCAGUGAGCCCUGCUCCAAAGGAGAAAUCAAGGUGAUAAGGAAGGGAGAGGUGAGCUGCUGCUGGAUCUGCACUGCCUGCAAAGACAAUGAGUACGUCCAGGAUGAGUUCACAUGCAAGGCCUGUGACCUGGGCUGGUGGCCUGACAAAGAACUGGAAGGCUGUGAGCCGAUCACUCUACGCUAUCUGGAGUGGAGAAAUCCAGAGUCCAUUAUCCAGGUGGUCUUCUCCUGUCUGGGCAUACUGGUAACAUCAUUUGUUACCUUCAUCUUUGUCUUAUACCGCGACACACCAGUGGUCAAAUCCUCCAGCCGGGAGCUCUGUUAUAUCAUCCUUGCAGGGAUCUUCCUGGGCUAUCUGUGCCCUUUCACUCUCAUUGCCCGACCCACCGUGGCCUCUUGCUACCUCCAGAGACUUCUUGUCGGACUCUCAGCUGCCAUGUGCUACUCAGCCCUGGUAACCAAAACCAAUCGCAUCGCUCGAAUCCUGGCAGGCAGCAAGAAGAAGAUUUGCACAAGGAAGCCGAGGUUCAUGAGCGCUUGGGCUCAGGUGGUCAUCGCCUUCAUCCUGAUAAGUGUCCAGCUCACACUGGAAAUUACCCUCAUCAUCAUGGAGCCUCCUGAACCCGUCAAAUCUUACCCCAGCAUCAGAGAAGUCUUCCUGAUCUGCAACACCAGUAACCUUGGUGUUGUAGCUCCACUGGGCUACAACGGCCUGCUGAUCAUGAGCUGUACCUAUUACGCCUUUAAGACCCGCAACGUCCCUGCAAAUUUCAAUGAGGCCAAAUAUAUUGCCUUCACCAUGUACACCACAUGUAUAAUCUGGCUGGCGUUUGUGCCAAUCUACUUUGGCAGCAACUACAAAAUCAUCACUACGUCCUUCUCUGUGAGCCUCAGCGUGACUGUAGCUUUGGGGUGCAUGUUCACUCCAAAGAUGUACAUCAUUAUCGCCAAACCUGAGAGAAAUGUGCGCAGCGCAUUCACCACCUCCGAUGCUGUGCGCAUGCAUGUUGGCGACGGUAAAAUUGCUUGCCGAAGCAACAGCCUGUUAAACAUGUUCAAGAGGAAAAAGAACACUGGAAAUGGCAGUUCUAAUGGAAAGUCUGUGUCAUGGUCUGAACCAGGUGCAAGACAUCCUCCAAAAGGGGAUCACAUGUGGCACAGACUGUCAGUGCAUGUGAAGAGACAGGAAGCAGGUUCCAAUCAGAUGGCUGUCAUCAAACCCUUAACUAAUACCUACCAUAACACGGGCCUGGAAUUCUCAGACCUCAGCACUAAGACUUUGUACAAUGUGGCUGAGGAGGAUGAGAGUGACCCUGUCCAUUAUAACUCCCCUGACACUCCCCCUAUGGUGGCCCACGGGCAAAUGCCUGCCAGUGGGCUGAAAAAAGAUGUGCACGAGGAAGUGGAGCUCUAUUCCCCCGAGCCUUUGCAGCAAAAUAGCAUUAUCCCCCCCAAACAUGCCGUGAUGGACCGCCUGCAAGAGGAGGGGGUAGUGAGCAAGUUCAACAGUAACAUGCCUGAGAUCCGUGAUAUGAUAAGCAUGCCUGAAGCUGUCAGUGGUGGGAUGCCAGUGUACCAUCAGGCUCACCUCAUCCAGCAGGAGCCUGUCCUGCCUGUGCAGCUUGACCCAUUUGAUGAGGAACCUGUCUUCCCUUUAGAGGAGGAAGAAGAGGAGGAAAUGGAGAAUGAGCAGUUUGGCCUUCUCCACGGCUACAUGUACAACAACUCCCAGAUUCAUGACGAGGAGGACUUUGUUGAGGUCAAAUUAGCAACAGAGGACUCUUUGGCUCUGAUGCCCCCCUCGCCUUUCCGUGAUUGCACCGGUGCUCUAGUGAGCCCCUUUCCCAACUCGCCAGUGUCCGAGUCGAUUUUGUGCACACCUCCCAAUGUCACAUACGCCUCCGUCAUCCUCAGAGACUACAAGCAAAGCUCCUCAACUCUGUGAGGGCACGCCCUAAAUGUUAACGCUUGUAGUAUAAGUUUUUAUGUGUUGUAUAUGAUUAUACAUAAGGAAAACGUGAUCCUGUGGUCUGUCAAGUCAUUUUUCACUCCUAAUAGCUUUUACAUGAUAAGGGUGAGACAUACUGUAUAUUUCUAAUAUAAGCUUUUAGAGACAAAAAUAAC
Pelmatolapia mariae (spotted tilapia) is the source of this 3926-nucleotide messenger RNA. RefSeq names its product glutamate receptor, metabotropic 1b (gene grm1b). The record is from RefSeq and is a predicted model, not a curated record. The transcript has 9 exons. The coding region runs from base 217 to 3747 and encodes 1176 amino acids. Gene Ontology annotation, molecular function: adenylate cyclase inhibiting G protein-coupled glutamate receptor activity; G protein-coupled receptor activity involved in regulation of postsynaptic membrane potential. NCBI's taxonomy places the organism in Eukaryota, Metazoa, Chordata, Actinopteri, Cichliformes, Cichlidae. Gene Ontology annotation, cellular component: postsynaptic density membrane; plasma membrane. Gene Ontology annotation, biological process: regulation of synaptic transmission, glutamatergic; G protein-coupled glutamate receptor signaling pathway.